UUCGCGGGGACAGUUUUAACGGUGUUUUCGACGCCGAAUAUAGAACUGUUGAAUGUAGUGAAAGUACAAGGAUGUUGUGGAUUAGUUACACGUGCUAAGUGCCAUGUUAUUUCUGUUUAAAUAUGCUGGGAUUUGCUAAACAAGAUAACGCAGAAUUGACAGCAAACAGUGUUGUGUCAGUGGCAAGUGCAGUGACAGUGAGUUAAAUGAUUUCAGUGAGUGAUCAGUGAUGCCGGGACAGUGUAGUGAGUCACCAAGCGAGGCAAAAUCACCGGGUUUAUCACCAAUGAAGCGGCAUAGACGAACAUUCACUGAUGCAACGCCAGUGUAACAAUGAUGAAUACGAUGUUUAAGAAUUUUCUUUGGAUUUACCUGUCAGGAUGUUUUGUUUUUGUAUUCGCCCAGCCGCCUCUUCCCGAGGGUUUCAACCUUCCACCAAUCAUGCAGGUGGAACGCAACUGGUACGCCAGGUCCUCAGACCCUAUCGGCACGGUAGUAACCAGGGUCCAUCGGGAGAGGACCAGUGACAAAAACACAACCUUCGGGUUGGAAACCUCUGGCCCUCCAGCGCCGUUUGAAAUCGACCCACAUACUGGAGUUGUGAAAAUUAAUGAUACGCUUAGGGAUAAGGAAAAUAAAUCUUUUUCACUAUGGGUUACUGCAGACGAUGGUUCUAUUCCUCAACGAACCGAAGUCCUAGCGACCAUAACUAAUAAUUCCGGCCAAAGGCCAAAACUUCCCAUGCCACCAUUCUUACCAAAUCUACCUAGUUACCCCACAUUACCACCAUAUCCUCCACUACCUCCCAAAAUUCCUAGACCACAGAGCACAACCAAAGCAACUGAAAAAUAUAUAGAGGAAGUCACAGUACCUGAUACAACUCCAGUCACAACAGCGCUUAGCCCACCAAAGAGGCCAGAUGAUCUUUUUGUAAAUAUUGUUGACCAUGGAGACAAAACAACAAAUAAUUCUGAAACUUCAGAAGAACAAACAGGAAAUGAUGUUCCAUUAACAGUGAUACCCCUAGUUGCUAUUGGUGGCUUAGUAGUUAUAGUCGCCGCAGUCAUAUUUUUUGUUUGGAGAAGAAACAAUGCGCCUAAAUCUAGCAGCAAAAAAGAUGAUAUGAAUAAGGACGCAAGUGGUAUUGUUCUCCAAGAUUCUUCAGUAAACUUGUGGAACCGUCCUCGUACGUACUCCAAUCGUUACGAGUCCUGGGACAACGGUCACUUGCAGCUGUCUGAAGAAACAACAAUAACGAAGGAAGAUCCAACAGACGAAUGGGAAUUCCCGCGACACAGACUCAGAAUAUUCAACAUUGUGGGAGAAGGCGCCUUUGGUCAGGUGUGGCGUGCCCAGGCUAUUGAUAUAGAUGGUAAAAAGGGCGAGCAAACAGUAGCAGUAAAGACGCUUAAAGAAAAUGCCUCGGAGAAAGAGAAAUCUGACCUUCUUCAGGAGUUGCUGGUCAUGAAGAACCUUGGACCUCAUCCCAACGUGGUCCGGCUUAUUGGCUGCUGCACUGAAAAGGAACCCACCUUCGUGAUCAUGGAGUUCGUGAGCCUCGGCAAGCUGCAGCAGUUCCUGAGGGACUCCCGCGCCGAGAGGCACUACGGGAACACGCACGGUGGCAGCCAGUUCCUGACGUCACGGGACUUGACACACUUCGCCUUCCAAGUCGCGAGGGGCAUGGAUUUCCUUAGCUCUAAUGGGAUAAUCCACCGAGAUUUGGCAGCGAGAAACGUCCUGAUUACGGAAGAGAGGACGUGCAAAGUAGCAGAUUUUGGGUUCGCUAGGGACGUCGGCGGUACUCAUGUCUAUGAGAGGAAAAGCGACGGCCGACUGCCUAUAAGAUGGAUGGCUCCAGAGUCGCUCUACGACGAUAUUUUCAGUGUUAAGUCGGACAUUUGGAGUUUUGGCGUUCUCCUGUGGGAGAUCGUGACACUAGGAUCCACCCCCUACCCAGGAUUAUCAGCGGGAGAUGUGAUGAGGAAGGUCCGAGACGGCUACCGUCUUGAGAAACCGGAACACUGCCGGCGGGAACUGUACAACAUCAUGUACUACUGCUGGGAAGCUGAACCCACUGGAAGACCAGACUUCAAAGAAGUGGUCUCCAUGCUGGAGAGGCUGCUGUGCACGGAGACAGACUAUAUAGAGCUGGAAAGGUUCCCAGACCAUUCUUAUUACAAUCUGCAGGAGUUGGAUGGUGAAAAAGUUUGAGAGGUCUGGUGUUAAAUUGAGAUAGGCGUAUAAAUCCGAAGAUGGCAAAUCUCGUCAGAGAUAGACUGGCAGAAUACGGUGCUAAGUGAUACUUAAUCUAUAUUCAUGGACUUGUAUAUAUAAUCUUAUUUUAGUCUUCUUUGGCUCAACUUUGUGCGAGGAAAAUUGAAUAUUUAUAAAUGUCUGUUUAUACGAGUAGGUUUGUGUAAAAUUUCCAUGGGAAUAUAUGUAUGUAUAUAAGUCUAGUUAUACCUAUUUAUAAAAAAGGUGACAGAUUUAUUUUAAUAUCGCGCGUAUUUGUAUGACAAUCGCGAAAAUACUGAAUUAUGCAAUUAAUCAUGGCAAUGGCUAUCAAUGUAGAUAUAUUUAAUUACAUACUACACUUUAAUUUCCUACAAGAAAGAUUAAGAAGUCUUGUCUAAAAAUAAAUAGCUCGUUCAAGUUAGAAAUGAGAUUUAGACAAACAAGUUGCUAGCUCAUCGCCUGUAAGAAGAAUCCUAAAUUUUUAAGCCAGUCCCUUGAUCGACAUUCUGAACAGGAAAAGGAGCUGGGCGUUUUCUUUGUUUACAGACCAACUUGCACUAAAUUAUUGUAAUAUUUUUUCUGAGUCGCCUUUCAAAAUGUGUUUGGUAAAGAAAUGGCCAAAUUGUAAAGUGGCAAGAACCACAAAUCAAAACAACUUUAGUUUUAUUUAUAUCCUGGGAUUAAACAAUUUUAGAUUCUAUUCAUAAAGUUCUCGGGAAAAAGCUAGAAAUAAAGAACUUAAAUAAUAAAGUUACUUAAAAAUUCUCAAUUCCAUUUUCUAUUGUCGCUGAUGAAUAAAUUGAUAUUGAAAUUAAUGUGAAAACUUGGAGUUUGCUAAAAAUAGUCUAAAUAUCUUGGAGCUUGCUAUAAUAAUUAUCUUAUUAUAUCUUUAAAAGUUACAUCACAAUCUCUAUUCUAUACAUUGUUUAUAGUCGCAAGACCUAACUUUAUAUUGGAAUUUAAAUUCAGAAUAGUGACUAGUUUGUAGGUCAUCGCUAACUUUUGUAAAAAGAGAUCCUACUUUAAUCAAUAUCCUCCUUUUUUAAUAUCUUUUAGACUUUUUUAACCUUCUCCUAAGUAGAACAAACACUUUCCUGAAAACCGUAAGAAAAUCGGUUCAACAAAACGCGAGAUAAUAGUGGACAGACAUACGUACAGGUCAAACUAAAAUCCACCUUUUUUAAGGCGGUUAAAAAAGAAUCAUAUGUUUAUUAGCCUUCUUUGAUUAGCUUUUAGAAUUUGUGUGGGAAAUGUGAGGCACAAACUAUGGUUAUGCUUCUUCCCUACCAAGCCAUCAAUAACCCAUUUUAAUAUAUGUGAAAAAAAAGAAAAUAAUGUUUAAGAAAUUCGCAUUUUAAUCGAUAAACAAAAAAAAAUGAGAUUAUUGUAAUCCGUUUAAAUUAUAAGUGUUAAUAGUAACUAGUCCAUAGUUUAAGUAAAUAAUUAGUUAGAUCGGUAAUUCACAUUUUUUCUAAAAAAAAUAGUAAUAGUAAUACAGUUUUCAUGUGCAAAAUAAGAUAAUAUUAAAUAUUACAUUUUUUAACAGUUAUUUGACUAAUAUAAUAAAAAUAUGCUUGUUACUUAAAUUGGGUUAGUAUUCAUACAUACGUAUUUGAACGCAUUGUAUUUAUAAAAUGUAAUGUUUUAGUGUAAAUUUAUUUUUACAUGUAAAUAAAUAUAGAAUAAGUUAAAAAUGCAAUAAAAGGUUUUGUUUUUUUUU
This is a messenger RNA of Amyelois transitella, 3958 nucleotides long. RefSeq names its product tyrosine kinase receptor Cad96Ca (gene Cad96Ca). Gene Ontology annotation, cellular component: signaling receptor complex; membrane. The transcript has 12 exons. Gene Ontology annotation, molecular function: transmembrane receptor protein tyrosine kinase activity; ATP binding; calcium ion binding. Bases 334 to 2214 code for a protein of 626 amino acids. Gene Ontology annotation, biological process: multicellular organism development; positive regulation of kinase activity; cell surface receptor protein tyrosine kinase signaling pathway. Lineage: Eukaryota; Metazoa; Arthropoda; Insecta; Lepidoptera; Pyralidae. The record is from RefSeq and is a predicted model, not a curated record.